ACAUCUCGGUAGGGUUGCACCAGCUUGCCAUUGAAAUGUUAUUAAUUACCUACGGUGCACAAUUAUUUAUAUGCAGUGGGAGGCUAACAAUGCUGUUGGUGCUCCAGACAAAAGCAUUCGUGACUUUGACCAGCAAGAUGUAGCAGUAAAGCCAAAGAUAAUACCUGCCAAAAGACGAUUAGCAGGCAAUAUAACGUGUGCGAUUAGCCUUCUUAACAGUAUUUGCUGGCAGAUUAGUUUGCUGCUUUAAUACUGAACUGUUGUUCUCUGUGAAUGGGAUUAUCCGUAUUAGCUGGGGUAAAAAUUAGACAAGUAAGUAGGGGUCUAAUAAAUUUGUCAAAUCCUUGCCUUUGCAUACUGGAUAUCCUUUCAGGGGUGCCUAUAAAAGCACAUUCAAUAUGCUGUCAGUCAAACAAAGGCGCGAUUGAGAAGGACAAGGAGGUGGCUGCACAGAGACGUGCAAAACAGUGUACGGAACUGGAAUCUGGACUUCCUUUCCCUGUCAUGUUCUAGACAAAAAAUCAACCAGAUCUUUGAAGGGAAAGAGCACACACUAAGAGACUCGGGUCGUAUUGGUAAACAGCUGGACAUUAAGCAACGAGAAAAAUGAGGUCAGUUCCACGGCAGCAGGAGCUCCCAGAGGACUUCUACAUCCCCAUCCCUCUGGACACCAACAACAUCACCGCCCUCAGCCCAUUCCUGGUCCCUCAGGACCACUUGGGGAGCACGGGGCUGUUCAUGAGCCUGGCCGUCUAUAUGUUUCUCCUCUUCGCUGCUGGCACGGCCAUCAACGUCCUCACCAUCGCCUGCACCGCCCAGUACAGGAAGCUGCGGUCCCACUUCAACUACAUCCUCGUUAACAUGGCCGUGUCAAACCUUCUGGUGUCUUCCGUGGGCUCGUCCACCGCGUUCUACUCCUUCGCCAACAGAUACUUCGUCCUCGGGCCGAUCGGCUGUAAGAUCGAAGGCUUCCUGGCCACACUGGGAGGUACGGUGAGCCUGUGGUCCCUGGCAGUGAUUGCCUUCGAGAGAUACCUGGUUAUCUGCAAGCCCAUCGGAAACUUCGCCUUCAAGGGCCCCCAUGCACUCGCUGGCUGUGCCAUCACCUGGGUCAUUGCACUGAGCGCAGCCUGCCCUCCGUUUUUCGGUUGGAGUCGGUACAUCCCAGAGGGCCUGCAAUGCUCCUGUGGUCCUGACUGGUACACCAUAGGCAACAAGUACAAUAACGAGUCUUACGUCAUCUUCCUUUUUUGUUUCUGCUUCAUCCUUCCGUUCAGCAUCAUCGUGUUCUGCUACAGCCAGCUUCUCUUCACACUGAAAUCGGCUGCCAAGGCUCAGGAGCAGUCCGCCUCCACGCAGAAGGCCGAGAGGGAGGUGACUAAGAUGGUGGUGGUGAUGGUGCUGGGCUUCCUGGUCUGCUGGCUGCCGUACGCCUCCUUCGCCCUGUGGGUGGUGCUGAACCGCGGGGAGGCCUUCGACCUGCGGCUGGCCACCAUCCCGUCCUGCCUGUCCAAGGCCUCCACCGUCUACAACCCCGUCAUCUACGUCUUCAUGAAUAAACAGUUCCGCUCCUGCAUGAUGAAGCUGAUCUUCUGUGGAAGGAAUCCAUUUGGGGAGGAGGAAGAGUCUUCCUCACAGGUUACCCAGGUGUCCUCUGUUUCCACAAGUCAGGUGUCGCCCUCCUAAACCACCAUUCCGCUACCGUCCUCACUGUGAACCACAGCCUCAACCUGCGCUCACAAUCUUGGCCCGCCCAGUUCCCUCUGCACAUCUCUGCAUUCUUAAGAGCUUAUACUGUUUGCCAGAACUAAGAUAAUAAUAUAUAAUCUGUUCUGAUCACACCCUUUAGGUAGCAAUUAUAAAUAAGAUAAAACCCCUUCCUAGGAGCAUAAUCACUGCCAUGACUCACCAAAUCAGAAUGUAGGUACUCAUAGGACAUGACUGCCUGGUACAGCACAAGCGUUGGCAGUCUGUUGGCUCUUGGCUGGCGUAAGUGUUUUUAAGCAUUUAUGUAGUGCUUAUGAAGGUUUUCUGGAGGGCCGAUUUAGGUGUUACUUGGUUCUGUGGCUUACAUGAGUGCCAUGUGGUCCUUCUGUGGAUGAAAACCGGAAUCUAGACAUCUAGCAGGGUGGAAAUCUAGGUGGAGAGGCGUUUUCACACGAACUAGGUUAACCCCAGAAUAGCUCAGGUUUUACCCGGAUGCAGCCUGUCUACGUCCCAGUCAGCUAGAAAACUUUCACUUUUCAACAAAAUGUAGCCGGGUGUUCCCCUGAACGUCUGGACAGCGUUUCACCAAAAUGUUCACUGGGAACCUUCAAUCUGAAUCUGUCAAUGACUCCUCAAACUUAGGUAGUCAUUGUUCUUUUGAAAUGGACAGGGUUUGAAGACAAAUCAAAGUAACCUCGUGCAGUUAGGUGGUUACAGUAUAUUCAUUGUCUGCUGGCAAUCUCAAACAAAAAGAACAUUUUGAAACAGUCUUUUAUUCCAGUUAAAAAGUGGGUCACAGCAGGUUUCAUUUAAUUUAGCUGGUGCUUUUCACCUGAAAGUAAACACAUUUUAAUACUGUAAAUAAUUUUGCAAAGAAUAAACACUUUAAAUAGGUGGUGUUGUUUAUGCUAAUGUAUGAUAUUAAAAUAGUCUGUAUGAUAUUCAGCAAUAAAGAGAUAACGUGCAUGAAAAAAAACAUUAAAAAUAAAUGUUGUUUGAAGCGUGAUUUUGGAGAUGUCAGUGACUGCACUCUGCAUUCUGCUUUGUGUAAGACAUCCGUAAUCUAGAUUUUCAUCCAUUGUGGUAUUCUAUAACAAACAAAUGGCAAACAAAUUUUAAUCAAUUCUUUGUUUGCCAUUUGUUUGUUAUAUGAUUUAAGUGAAAUGUUUGCAUUUGCCAAAAUCCACAAAAGACAGGAAAUUUUAUUGAUAGCCCUAUCAGCCUGCUCUCCAUCACAUCUCUUUGACAGAAAGUUUGAAUCUUAAGCAAUCGGCCCAGUGGUGAGUAUAUGUUGUUUGAAGUACAGCAGACAUAUACAAGGCUGUAGCAGUUGUCAAAAAUGUGUGUUCAUAGUCUACCACUUGAUGGGAAGCAGGGUGAUGUUAGGGCUUUCAAUUGUCAACAUUAGGGCUGAUCAAUUUAAUUUCCAGUCCUUGUGGCUUUUAGAAAGUGUAAACAUUACUUUUUAAAAUUUCUUUUGUGAUUAAUUUCUGUGAUUGGGAUGGCAGGUAUGCUAUCCCACCAGGUUAUGGCUACGGCUUGGUGGGGUGGCAUGCCCCAUACCUAUACAGCACCGAGAGUUUGGCACUUUUCAGGGUUCCCCACAGAAAUAACCACAACGACCACAGACUAUCAGCCCUUAAAAACAUUUC
Messenger RNA from Anguilla anguilla (European eel), 3359 nucleotides. Its product is annotated as blue-sensitive opsin-like. NCBI's taxonomy places the organism in Eukaryota, Metazoa, Chordata, Actinopteri, Anguilliformes, Anguillidae. Gene Ontology annotation, biological process: visual perception; phototransduction; G protein-coupled receptor signaling pathway. Gene Ontology annotation, molecular function: G protein-coupled receptor activity. Gene Ontology annotation, cellular component: membrane; photoreceptor outer segment. Bases 607 to 1686 code for a protein of 359 amino acids. The transcript is spliced from 5 exons. The record is from RefSeq and is a predicted model, not a curated record.